AUGCCCACGCCGCCAAGGAAAACCCGGCUCCUACGGGUGCCCAUGGAGGCGCGAGGCAUCGGCGCCAUCCUGAAAGUUCGCCGCUGGGACGCAUCAGGCCCGCUUUGGAGCAGCGGCGAGAUCACUCCCGCCCAUCUGGGGCUGUUCCGCGAAAUGGGCUCAGCAACCGAUAAACCCCUGCACUCCUUCUCAGAGGAGGUACUUCCCGUGAAGCAGAAGAGCGAUGCUGGCGUUGCGGGAUCGAAGCCCAGCACAAGUGGGAUGGUGGCAGUGAAGGGGGGUCCCUUCGAAUUCCGGGUGGUGGGCUCGAUAAUCGAAGACACCUACCACCACGGCAAGAAUUUUGUGAAGCUCGGGGUGGAUGUGCAGUACGAAUGGGAAGAUGUGCCGGUGAAGUAUCACAAGGCACACAACAUAACCAUCAAGGACUUGUGGGUGGACAAGCAUCCAGUGACCAAUGAGCAGUAUGCUGCCUUCCUAAGGGAGAGCUCCUUCGCACCGGCAGGCAAAGACUAUGAGAACUUCCUGAAGCACUGGCGUUGCCCUAAACCUGACUGCCUGGAUGCAAGCCUUGCCAAGCAGCCCGUGGUCUUCGUCAGCCACUGGGAUGCGGAACAGUACUGUGUGCACUAUGGGAAACGGCUGCCACGCGAGUGGGAAUGGCAGUAUGUCGCGCAGGCCGGGGACCCGGAGAGGAGCUACCCCUGGGGCCAGUGGUGGUGGCCCGAUGCCAUGCCACCGGCCCAGGCCAACGCCAGCGCUUUUCACCUGGGCGACGUGGGACGCUUCCCAAAUGGAUCCAGCAAGGAUGGCGUGGAGGACUUGGUCGGCUUGGUCUGGCAAUGGACUGCUGACAUGUAUUCCGACCCCUACAACAGGGCAGUCAUCCUCAGAGGAGGCUCGGUGUUCCAGCCCAAUGCCCAUGGAGCGCAGCAGAAGCGCUACCAGCCUUGGUACUUUCCGGGGCGUGCUGCUGCAGGAGAGUGGAAUGCCAAGUGGACGGGGGACUACUACUUUGGGCCGAAGGACUACGCCAGUUUGUACCGCAACACCGUCCACGCCAAGUAUCUGCUGAUGACUCCCUCAUUGGAUCGUGCUGGGACUAUCGGCUUCCGAUGCGUUGCUGACAAGUAG
This is a messenger RNA of Effrenium voratum, 1134 nucleotides long. Lineage: Eukaryota; Dinophyceae; Suessiales; Symbiodiniaceae. The record is from the annotation of a GenBank genome assembly.